AUGAAGAUCCAGCUUCUAUUGUCAGUUAUGACUCUUGGUCUUGCUCUUGGCGAACCAAUCCCCAAACAGGCUCUCUCGCAAAGACAGACAGACAAUACCUGCCCCAAAAUGAGCUGCACAGAAUUUAGUAGCCGCCGUUAUCGAUUGUCAGAAUAUAUAUCUUCCUUCUACCGUAAUGCAUAUCAUGGCAAAGUGAGCGAUGACACCGAGAAACAGGUAGAGAAAAUCCGCGCUGAUAUUAAGAAACUCGAGGCCUGCAGACCUAAGGAUUGUGGUGCUUAG
Molecule: messenger RNA, 282 nt
Organism: Aspergillus pseudonomiae
Lineage: Eukaryota; Fungi; Ascomycota; Eurotiomycetes; Eurotiales; Aspergillaceae
Exons: 3
Coding region: 1-282 (93 amino acids)
Source: RefSeq, a predicted model, not a curated record